This is a messenger RNA of Mya arenaria, 2682 nucleotides long. RefSeq names its product transcriptional repressor p66-beta-like. The transcript is spliced from 4 exons. The coding region runs from base 112 to 2094 and encodes 660 amino acids. Gene Ontology annotation, cellular component: NuRD complex. NCBI's taxonomy places the organism in Eukaryota, Metazoa, Mollusca, Bivalvia, Myida, Myidae. The record is from RefSeq and is a predicted model, not a curated record. Gene Ontology annotation, biological process: negative regulation of transcription by RNA polymerase II. Gene Ontology annotation, molecular function: sequence-specific DNA binding.
UUUACAUGUAAGCCCCAUUGAUUGGCAGCCAUUAUCAGUCCAAGAAAAUAAACAAAGCGAAAAUGGAUUGACAGGCAUAGAUCAAUUCCUCGAACUUAAUUGGCUGUAAAAAUGGAUGUUGAGGCAGAUACUCAUAAAGAAUGUAGUGAGGGAAGUUUGGAGGUGGCUGAAAGUAAAGAUGAAAAAGUUUCUGACAAUGCAGAAAAUCAGAUAAGUGAUGUUGGUGUGAAACGACCACAUGAUGAUGCUGAUGAAGCAGAACAAGAGGAAGAUGGUCCACCGGAGAAAAGGAGCAAGUCUGAGAGUGGCGUUGAUGAGGAGGAAAAGCCAGUAGCUGACAGUCCUGGGGAGACAAUGGAAGUUGAUGAAACAGAAGAAAAGACUGAAGAUGUCAAGGAGGUGGAGAACUCGAAACCUCUGGAAAAUAUAGAAGAAAGUGAAACAAAAACUGAAAAUGAACCAGAAAAUCUUAUUAAAGCAGAAGAAAAAGAAGAAAGCGCUGAAACUGCUCCUACUGAGUCAGUAAAGGAUAUUGCUUGUGCUGAGGAAACAGCCAUUGGUGAAGAUAGGGAUGAAGAACCUAGUAUGGAGGAAAAAACUUCAGAUGAUGAUAAACCUAAAGUAAAUGGUGUUAGUUCAGACAAAGACUCAGUUCAUUCUGAGGACAGUGAGAAAGAAAACAUGAAUGUUGAUGCUCCUAUGGAUUUGUCUGUGGUUACAAAACCGCCAAAUGAGAAUGGACAGGAUUGUAUAAUGUUAUCGGAUGAAGAGGAAGACCCUAAAAGAUUCACUGGCAACCAGGAAUUGUCAUUAGAAGAUCUGAAACUUAAGCGUAAAAUGAUCAAAAAGCUCCAAGCGGAGUUGCGAAAUGAAGAGGCUAAACUAGUCUUACUGAAGAAGUUACGGUUCAGUCAGAUUUCCCAUCAAAUGAAUGACAACAUAGCCAGGAAAACUCCCAACAAUCAAACCAGCACAGCCCAGCCACCACCAUUGGUACGAGGGAACCAAGUACCAGGCCAGCAGCAGCCAAUGAAGCAAGCGCACAGUCAGGCUCCACAGGUGCAGAGGAGCAGCAACAACAACAUGGCCCAGAACAAGGGACAGGGCCCACCACCUCUUGUGAUGGCUCCAAAACAGAUGGACCAACGACAGUUAAUUGAGAAACAAAUGAAGCUCCUCCAGGAACAACAGCUGCUGCAACAGCAGCGAGGGAGCAACACAUCAUCCCAACAGGCAAGCCUGGCAGGUUUCAGGGGCACACAAGCUCAGGCUGAUGCCAUAAGACAGCUUCAGCAGGCUCAGCAAAUGGUUGUAGAAGAAACUCCAGCUCAGAGGCAAGCCAAGGCAAAACUGGCUUUGAGGAAGCAAUUGGAGAAGACAUUGCUACAGAUUCCGCCACCCAAGCCCCCUCCGCCAGAGAUGAACUUCAUUCCAAACCUGGCUAGUCCAGACUUCAUCUAUCUGCUAGGUCUAGAGGAAGCUGUAAACUACAUUAUAGAUAAUAAUCUAAUCUCAAAGGGCAAGAAGAGCCCUGAUGAGAAGAUGGUCUGUAACCCAUUUACUUGUGUUCAGUGUGGAACGGACUUUACGCCAGUUUGGAAAAGAGAGAAGCCAGGGUCAAAGAAUGUCAUAUGCGAGCAGUGUGUCACGUCGAACCAAAAAAAGGCGCUUAAACAGGAGCAUACAAACAGGCUGAAGAGUGCAUUUGUGAAAGCCUUACAACAGGAGCAGGAGAUUGAGAGGAUGCAGUCUCAGGAACUGAAGAGUGGAACAUUGUCCACAUCUUCCUCCUCCUCCUCACUGAAAGAGAAAGGCGACAGAGAGCGGGACUCCAGAGAGAACUCAGCGGCCAGGAAUGCUGCUGCUGCCCAGGCUUACAAGGAGUCGAUGGCAGAGACCCUGAGGCAGCAGCACCAGAAUCUGGUACAGGCUCACCAGGCUGCUGCGCUACGCAUGGGCCAACCCCUUGGACUCCAAUUUAAUCCACAAGCACCCUUCCCAUAUCAGCUGCCAUUUGCAGCCCGGGCAUCAGGCCUACAAAGACAGUAUCUAUUGGACAUGAUCCCUAAAGGGGGCUUGCCUUGGAACUCUUAAUGAACUGAUUGGGGACAAUGGAAGGUCAUUUGGAUCUUAAUAAACAAUGUCGUGUGUUUUGUACAGUGAACUAUUUUGAAAAGCAUUCAAGGUUAAAAGUCAUUUAAGUGUUUCUUCUCACUAAAUAGUGUGAUCAUGGCUAAAAAUAUUUUCAACAUAAGCGUAUCAAUUCAUUAUUUGUUGUGGUGCUGUCAUUAAAUUUGAUUUAUCAUCCUUAUUUAUUGAUUAUUAUGUUGCCUGCAAGACAGGGCUCUCAUGAGGAUUACUUUGUCAAGGGGCGUCACCUCAGUUUUGUUUAUGAAAAUUAACUUUUAAAUGACUGGUUGUAGAGUGUUGACCUAAUUGGCAUGAACAGUCAUUGGUUAUGGUCAGUAGAUGACCCAUAUUGAUUUUGGGAUCAAUAGAUCGAAGGUCAUGGUGACCUUGACUAAAAAAAUGGCCAUUUCCGACAGUUGACACAUCCAUUCUUAAACACCAUUGCAGUGACAUACCAGUAGACCAUAAGUUAAGUGGUACAUAUUUGUUAUAACAUGCAGUAGUUAAACUUGCUAACUAUAGUAAAUAGAAAAUAAAUGGAGUCUUAAUGUG